AUGCCUGUUUCGCAUAUCACCCUCACGGUCUCCCAUCUUCCCACCUCGACUUCUUUCUUCUUAUCAUGUUUGCAGCCACUGGGAUACCAGUUCAUCGGGCGGCAUGAUGACUAUAUAGGAUUCGGUCAGAAGCAGGGGGAACCUGCUGAUUUCUGGAUGACUGAGACAAAGCCUGGAUGUCCUCCAGGUGCUGUACAUGUCGCCUUCCCAGCCCCGUCGAAAGACGCAGUCGGCUCGUUCUUCAUAUGCGCCUUAAAAGCUGGUGCGAAGAUACAUGGAGAACCCAAGAUGCGAGAUUCGCAAUCUGGGUACUUCAGCGCAGCCGUCAUCGACUUCGAUGGUAACAGCAUUGAAGCCGUCUAUCGGCCCAGUAUGUCUUCCGCUGCGUCAGCGGUCAGCGGGCCCACGGUGGCUCUACUGGAGGAUUCAAGCCGCUCCGUGGUCUCGAAGGCAAGCAGCAGAGCCAGCACUGUCAAGGCAGAGAGCAUCGCCCCAAGAUCCGAAGCCCCGUCUGAGGCCAAGUCCCGUGCGCUGUCCAAAGUGCCCACGGCCAUUGAGCGGUCUGCCCCAACUGUCGUAUCUCGACAUUCGCAAGGCCCACCGCCGACAUACACCGUGCAAGCGCCACAGGCUCCAAAGACCGAUGACGGCAGCAAGGCAGCCAAGACUAUUGUCGGCACACUCAUUGGUGCCGCUGCUGGCGCAGCAAUCGCAUACGCGAUGGUCAAAGGGGACUCACAGUCAACCACCUCUGAGACCCAGGGCCAGUCGCAGAUGUUUCCCACAGACUUCCCACAAAUCAAAGCCGCAGCCCAAUCCUUCUUUGGUGGCAACAACAACUCAGAACCAGAGCCCCAGCAACUACGCGCCAUCGAGGCACCAUCACCACCCCGCAGCGUCUACUCCUCCGCCUCAAACCCACGCUCAACACUCACCCGCAGCGUGACUUCCAAGAACCCCCGCGCCAGCACAAUUUACGAAGGUACUGAGCACUACGACGACAGCGGCCGCCGCGCCUCCGAAGGCUCAGUCUACAGUAUUCCAGAGCACGGUCCGCUCCGCGCAAUCGAGUACCCGCCCGCCAGCGCUGCCUCCCAGCAGCGCUACCACUGCGCCCCCUCAACCUUCAUCAGCAGCUAUGUCGAGGACAAGCCGCGCAACAUGUCCGCUGGCAGCAUCCACAGCGCAUCAACUAUUAAAGCCUCGGCCGUGCGCCGCCACAGCCACGAUGACAAAGAUGGCUACUCGUCCGUCAGUCACCGCAGCCAGAGCGUACACAACCAAAGUCAUCAUUCACAUCGCUCGGUGCGCACCUCCUCGCACGCCGGCGUGGGAAAGGGCAAGGAGAACGCCAGCGUUGCAUCAUACAAAUCAGCCCGCAACAUCCCUCUCCCCGCAGGCUCAGAAGCCACCUUCUACUCCAGCCCGAGCAUCCACAGCAAAGACAUCGCUAUCGGACCCAAGGACUCCUACGUCAGUCCACAUGACUACUCCUACGGCGGACCCUCAUACGGCGUAGCCAAGGACUCGUAUGUCUCCGCGCGUCAUGUCUUGCUGCCCGAAAGCGUGCUCGACGUUGACGUCGAGUCGCAUGUCUCGCCCGACGACUCAAUCAGUCAAGUUGGCGGGCGCUCGGGCCAUUCGCACCGAUCGCGCCGCUCCCAUCGCUCGAGCCACUCGAAGGCCGGAUCCCACGUCGAUGACGUUGUUCGGCCGGCUGACUCUGUUAGUCAAGCCUCUAGGGCUUCGCAUCGGACUGUCAAGGCUGAGGGCAGUAAGGCUAUGUCUAAGGCUGGGAGUCGUCGCGGCAGUCAGGCUGUAUGA
This is a messenger RNA of Penicillium soppii, 1824 nucleotides long. Its product is annotated as VOC family protein. NCBI's taxonomy places the organism in Eukaryota, Fungi, Ascomycota, Eurotiomycetes, Eurotiales, Aspergillaceae. The coding region runs from base 1 to 1824 and encodes 607 amino acids. The transcript has 2 exons. The record is from RefSeq and is a predicted model, not a curated record.